Messenger RNA from Carassius auratus (goldfish), 2153 nucleotides. Its product is annotated as angiopoietin-4-like. Lineage: Eukaryota; Metazoa; Chordata; Actinopteri; Cypriniformes; Cyprinidae. Bases 130 to 1605 code for a protein of 491 amino acids. The record is from RefSeq and is a predicted model, not a curated record. The transcript has 9 exons.
AAUCCAACUGUGAAGAGAGAAGAAGAGUCAAAAAAGCCUUUUCAUCCCCAUCCAACCAUGUGUUUUUCCAACUACUGAGUUGGCACCUUCUCUUGACCGCAGGUGGCCUUUGCUUUUGCUCCCGCUGCCAUGAGGUUUGCCAGAGGUGGUUGGCAUUUGGCACUGCUGCUGGCGUCCGUUGGCCUGGUGAGUUCCGGAAACGGAACCGGUCAAGGGAGACGUGGGGGAGGCGAGAGGCGGAGGAAGCUUCACCGCGUGCAGCAAGGCCAGUGCAGCUACACCUUCAUCCUGCCGGAGAUGGAGAGCUGUCAGAGCGGAACCAGCGUGGUUCAGCGGGACUCCCCGCCGGCUGAUGGUGAGUGGCCCGUUCAGAAGCUGCAGCAUCUGGAGUCGGCCAUGGAAAACAACACGCAGUGGCUGCAGAAGUUAGAAAACUACAUCCAUCAAAAGACAGGGAUGGUGCAUUUUCAAGCUGAUGCAGUUCAUAACCAGGCGGCCACUAUGUUGGAGAUUGGCACCAACCUGCUCACCCAGACUGCAGAGCAAACCAGGAAACUCAAUGUGGUUGAAGCCAAGGUUAUGAACCAGACAUCAAGAAUUGCUAUUCAGUUAUUAGAGAAUUCACUAUCAACAAACAAACUGGAGAAGGAACUCUUAACACAGAUUUCAGAAAUCUCCAAACUUCGAGACAAGAACAGUUAUUUGGAGAGUAAAGUCUUAGUCCUGGAGUCGAAGCAGAGGACGGAGCUGGAGGACAUGAGGGAGGAGAAAGAGCGACUGCAGGACCUGGUAAAGAGACAGACAGCAGCCAUUACAGCUCUGGAGAGACAGCUGAGAGUGGCCAGCACCAACAACUCAGUCCUGCAGAGACAACAUCAGCAGCUCAUGAAGUCUGUGCACACACUUAUUGGCAUGGUGUCUUCAGGGACAGGCUUCUCAUCAAAUGAGCAGCGUUUCAGAGACUGUGCCGAGGCCUAUAAAUCCGGUCACAACACCAGCGGAGUCUACCACAUUUACAUCGGAGACACGACCGAGCCAACCAAGGUCUUUUGUGAUAUGGUGACAAGCGGAGGUGGCUGGACGGUGUUCCAGCGCAGGGCCAAUGGAAGUGUGAGCUUCCAGAAAAGCUGGAAAGACUAUAAACUGGGAUUUGGCGAUCCUAGUGGAGAGCACUGGCUGGGUAAUGAAGCUGUUCACCUGAUCACCAGUCAAGCCCAGUACUCCCUCCGAGUGGAACUUAAGGACUGGGAAGCCAAUGGCGCAUAUGCUCUGUAUGACAAAUUCCAGCUGGCCGGGGAAAAACAGCAGUACAGACUUUUGCUAGGGAGCUAUAGUGGAACAGCAGGACAGCAAAGUAGUUUAGCAUCAAACGACACAGGCUUCAGCACCCGGGACGCUGACAACGACAAGUGUGUUUGCAAGUGUGCCCUUUUGAUGACCGGAGGCUGGUGGUUUGAUGCUUGCGGUCUGUCCAAUCUCAAUGGAAUCUACUACACCGUGGGUGACAACUUCCGCAAACUCAAUGGCAUUAGGUGGCAUCACUUCCGAGGACCCAGCUAUUCGCUCCAGUACACUUCCAUGAUGAUCCGUCCAGCUGAUUUCUGAUUUCUGAUUCCGCAAGCUUGUCACACUGACAAUGACAGGACUUGAAAGUGUUCGCUUUGGACAUUAAAGCAACAAGGUGGAGACAAAUAACGAUAUAAUUUAAUGGAUGGACGGUGAUGUUUUUACUGCAAAUCCGAGAGCUGGAGUGGAGAAAAGUGAUCAGACUGAAAAAUCAUUACUAUUCCACAAUUUUCUUUUUUACACAUGCAAACACGCUUCUGCUUCACAUUUACUCUUGUCUGAAUUCAUGUGUGGCUUGUAACCUGAAACACUCGCAGUGAUGGUGACAGAAUGUGGGUCAUCGAUGAGGCAUGAUGUAAUUCCAAAGAAAAACCGUUUGACCUUAAUGAGUCUGGAACUGUACUAGAUGUUCCAGAUGAAUAACCUUAAUUUCAAAGAGGUUGUAUUCUAUUUUGUAAAAGAUAAUAGCUGUUAGCGAGGCAGCUGACUAGUUACACUACCAAUCAAAAACUUGAGCUUGGUAAGAUUUUUGUAUGUUUUUGAAAGAAGUCUCUUAUGGUCACCAAGUCUGCAUUUAUUUGAUCAAA